Molecule: messenger RNA, 488 nt
Organism: Amaranthus tricolor (Joseph's coat)
Lineage: Eukaryota; Viridiplantae; Streptophyta; Magnoliopsida; Caryophyllales; Amaranthaceae
Exons: 1
Coding region: 105-416 (103 amino acids)
Source: RefSeq, a predicted model, not a curated record
UAUGCAACAUUUUACCUAAAAAAAUCAACCAAACUAAAAAUAACCCACCAAAAAACCAAGAAAAUCCUCCACAUAACAAUAUUCUUCAAUUUCCACCUAAAUAUAUGGGCCCGUUGGUUCUGACCCAAUUAGCCACAGGGCUAAGUGUCAUAGCUGGGGCUGCUCUUGUGAAGUCGAUGAUGGACCAGAAGCCCAUGUCUGGCCCAUUACCUAGGUGCCCAACUUGCAAAGGGUCAGGCCGGGUAUCUUGCAUUUGCUCUAGGUGGUCUGAUGGUGAUGUGGGAUGUGGGAGAUGUUCCGGGUCGGGUCAAAUGACUUGUUCUAGUUGCGGUGGUUCGGGCAUGGGUCAACCACUUCCAGUUCAGGUCACAGCUCGGCCUCCUCCAAGUAACAAUUGUAAUGGCCACCCUUUUUAGACUGGCUCCAUUUGUAAAGAAAAAUUGGAGACAAUAUAUUUUUAAUAUGAGACCAUCUUAUUUAAGAAUUUG